Cuscuta campestris is the source of this 882-nucleotide messenger RNA. The record is from the annotation of a GenBank genome assembly. Lineage: Eukaryota; Viridiplantae; Streptophyta; Magnoliopsida; Solanales; Convolvulaceae.
CCUCCCCUAUAAAAUCCCCCCUGCCCUCAUUCCCUAAUAAUAAUAAUAAUAAUAAUAAUAAUAAUACCUUCUCCUCCCCAAAAGCGCCUAAUUAUUACAAAACAAUACCAAGUCCCCUUUAAACUUAUCUAUCUUAGCCAGCAAUGGCAUCAUCAUCAGCAGUGUGGUUUGCCGCCGCCGCGGUGUGCGUCUUGGCGGUGGCUUUCGCUCCCCGUGCCGAAGCCAUCACUUGCGGCCAGGUUGCGAGCUCCCUGGGCCCUUGCUUGAAUUACUUAAAGGGAGCCGCGGGCAUGCCGCCGCCGGCUUGCUGCGCCGGCGUCAAAAGCCUAAACAGCAUGGCUCAAACCACCCCCGACCGUAAAACCGCUUGCACUUGCCUUAAAAGCGUCGCUGGGAGCGUAAAUGGGCUCAAUCCCCAAACCGCCGCUGGCCUUCCCGGUAAAUGCGGCGUUAACAUUCCUUACGCAAUCAGCAUGUCCACCAACUGCGCCAACGUGAAGUGAAGCUGACGGUUAGGUUGAUGGACCAGCGUCGUUGCCAGCUGAGAUUUACCAUUUCCGUGUACUAGUAAUAAAAAUAAAAUAUGGUGUGACCCGAUGGUGGAAUAAUAAUGAGUAAUAAUAAAUUGUGAGGUUUCCUCUGUGAUGAUGAUCCCUUUUUGGGGUCUGAUUAGGAUCAGUAUGUGAUGUUCUUGGAAACCUCUUUCUUUGUUUUUCCUUUUGUUAUUUUGGUCAUGCUCAACUGGUUCGAUCCGCAUGUAUGCAUGUUGCCAAUUGGUGUUCAAUGUAAUGUUUGCAUUUCACCUUGUUCUCUAAGAUAUAUAUCGUUCACUAAUUGCUUUCUUUAUCUAUUUUCAUCAGUCGAUAAAAAGUAGUUAUGUUC